UUUGGCAUAAAUAUGUGUGGAAGUACAACUGUAACAUGUUACAUUUAAGGCAACUCUCCAUCUCAGUGACUGUUCAUGUCAUUUCAUGCCUCACUGGAAAAGCUAUUUUAAUAUUGCACAUAAUUUUUCUGCAUUCAUAAAUACAAUACGCUUUCUUACAGGUUUAAAGGUCCUUUAUUAUCUGUCAUCAUGAUCAAACUGUUAAGUGUUGCCAUUGUUGCAGGACUGUUUUUCGAAAGCAACCAGCAGGAAAUUGCUGCCCUGCCAGAGAAGCUGUUCGUAGAAAAGCCCUGCUACUAUCCCACCAACAUUCGGUGCUGGACAGACUGGUUUGACAGGGAUAACCCCACCGGAUCUGGAGACUGGGAGACCCUCUUCAAUCUCCGUGAUGAAAACCCAGGAAAGAUCUGCCCUAAUCCGAUCGAGAUUCAGGCCAGGACUCUAUCUGGUCAAUCCGCGUCUUCAGCAGGGGAUGUGAUUUACAAGAGUGACACUACUGAUGGAUUCAUCUGCAGAAACUCAGACCAGACCUCAAAGAGGUUGUGCAAUGAUUAUCGUGUCCGUUUCAGCUGCCAUCCCCCUUUCUGUGGCCAGGGAGUGUGCUUCAGCGAUUGGUAUGACAGGGACAAUCCCGGUGGAUCAGGAGACUGGGAGCUGUUGAGGGACCUGAGGUCAGAAUUCCCAGGAGAAAUCUGUGACCACCCACUGUACAUUGAGGCCGUUACCACUGACACAAUGACCCCAGCCGUCGAAACAGGGGAGAUCUUUGAAAUCUACAGUCCCUCUAGGGGAUUUGUUUGCCGCAACACAGACCAGGCCUCUGGCUCCUGCAGCGACUACAAAGUUCGCUUUGGAUGCGCGUGUGAUCACGACGAUGAAGAAAAUGUUUAACUCUUAGAUGUAAGAAGAGAUGAGGCUCUUAGAUGUAGCCCUUAGCUCAAAUUUUUGCCAGCUUUCAUUUUAGCUUUUCAUGUGCCUGACAGCACUGAAUGUUUGCUUGCGGGAAAUAGCGGUGUUACUGCGGUGUUAGUGACAGUGGCCUUGGUGGUGGUCAAAUGUCCCAGUAAAUCAUAACAGUGAGCUGGCAUGUUUGAUAGUAGUUAAAUGGAAUUAAGCCACAGUCAAUUUUAUCAUAUAUGCUUAUGAAAUGUAUGCGGUGUUCGGUAAUAAACAGCAAAACGCUUGUCAUCAAGCUCAUUCAUAACUCACAGGUUGUGGUGUGAUUAAUGCUUUCCGACAGAUGGUCUGAACUGAUAUAAUAUACAGACUGCAGGAGGUGCUGGAUAGCAAAACUUUUCAGCAGCAGAGUAUGAAUCUGAAUUUCACUUUCACACAAUUUCAACCCAUA
Molecule: messenger RNA, 1348 nt
Organism: Scatophagus argus
Lineage: Eukaryota; Metazoa; Chordata; Actinopteri; Scatophagidae
Exons: 8
Coding region: 190-891 (233 amino acids)
Source: RefSeq, a predicted model, not a curated record